Messenger RNA from Pseudomassariella vexata, 543 nucleotides. RefSeq lists its product as uncharacterized. The record is from RefSeq and is a predicted model, not a curated record. Gene Ontology annotation, biological process: ubiquitin-dependent protein catabolic process. Lineage: Eukaryota; Fungi; Ascomycota; Sordariomycetes; Amphisphaeriales; Pseudomassariaceae. Gene Ontology annotation, cellular component: endoplasmic reticulum. The transcript is spliced from 2 exons. Gene Ontology annotation, molecular function: ubiquitin protein ligase activity. The coding region runs from base 1 to 543 and encodes 180 amino acids.
AUGCAAGCACCGGCUGCACAUGGCAGCAAGAGAAGUCGUGCCGCAGUAAGCAGCACCCCAGGAUCAUUUACAAGACGUCAGUCUUCGGCAUCGUCGCAAUCAAGACGCAUUAAGCCGCUUAAGAGUUUACUGAGACGGACUUCUCGUGGCGGCGAUGACGACGAUGUCUCGCCCUUUGAUACAUCACCCGCCACAAGAAAAGCCGAGGAUGACGUGGAAGUACUGGACCUUUCCGAAGCGACUGAGGUGUCGAAGGAACUACUCCAGCCUAAAGUGGACAACCGGGUCAAGUUGAGCAAAUUCAACUGCGUUAUCUGCAUGGACGACGUAUCGAACUUGACCGUUACACAUUGCGGCCACCUCUUCUGUUCCGAAUGCCUCCACUCUGCUCUCCACAUCGACAGCAACAAGAAGUCGUGCCCGGUAUGUAGGCAAAAGGUGGAAAUCAAGAACAAGACGAAGAAAACGGACGCGCGUUCGUACUACCACCUUGAACUCAAGCUUAUGACAGCCAAGCGAAAAGAGAAGCGACCGGCCGCUUAG